Candida albicans SC5314 is the source of this 939-nucleotide messenger RNA. RefSeq lists its product as uncharacterized. The record is from RefSeq and is a predicted model, not a curated record. The transcript has a single exon. Lineage: Eukaryota; Fungi; Ascomycota; Pichiomycetes; Serinales; Debaryomycetaceae. Bases 1 to 939 code for a protein of 312 amino acids.
AUGGCUUUGUGUUCUCCAACAUUUCCAAGUACUUCAGCUGUCGUUGCUGGUGCUGCUACCAAACGUGGUUGUUCAACUUUUAAUAGUUUAUACACCACACCAAAUAAAAGAAUUUGCUUGAAUAAUAAGAUUAGUGCUUUUGGUGGUAUUGGUUUUAAAGGAUUUUAUAAUUCUUCUUUAUCAUCCGAAGAAGAAGAUUCUGAAUCUGAUUCCGAUAAUGGUGCACAAUCCCCAUUUGAAGCUAUUCAAGUCAGAAGGAAACUUAUUCCUACACGAAAAUCCAGUGUUGUUCUUGCAGUCACUGGUUCAGAAACUGAGAUUGAAAAUCUCGAUUGCAGUACAGUUCAUUAUACUGAUAGUCAAGACGAUGGUAAUUGUGAUAAUAACAAUUCUAUUCCUAUUGCUGACAGGAAUGCUAGAACUCGUUGCUUUGAAUAUUUAAUUGGUGCCAUUGAUGAAGCUUGGGCUAGAUAUUGUGAUGCUACUACAUCUUUUGAAGAUGAUGUUUUUGGUUCCAAUAAAUCAGGUACUAGUACAACAAAAAGAGCUUACAAUGGAAAGCUCAACGAUAAUAAUGAUGAUAACGAGGAUUACGAUGAUGAUGAUGAAGAUGACAGUGCUGAUGAAACUUUUGAUAACAAUACUGAUAUUACAGAUUAUUCUGAUUUCCCACAUCAACAAACAAUUGCAUCAACACAAGCAUCAUCUAAACCAGAUCAAUCGUCUUGUCAAUUACAAGAUUUGAAAGUUCGUUUGACUAAAGCCAAAUAUUAUUUACAAGAAUUGGUUGAUUCUAAUGAUUAUAGAGAAAUUGAAUUGUUUUGGAAACGUUGGGAUAUGAUUAAAUAUUCAACCAUUGAAUUGGUUGAAGAUGAUGACGAUGAUGAAAUAAUCGAAUCCACAAUUGAAGAAUUAGAAAAUGGACGUUUAUUCUUGUAA